Molecule: messenger RNA, 609 nt
Organism: Aspergillus homomorphus CBS 101889
Lineage: Eukaryota; Fungi; Ascomycota; Eurotiomycetes; Eurotiales; Aspergillaceae
Product: putative phosphoglycerate mutase family protein
Exons: 3
Coding region: 1-609 (202 amino acids)
Source: RefSeq, a predicted model, not a curated record
AUGAUCACCCUUCAGCUUGUUUAUAUCUUAUACCUCCUCACCGCGUCCACCCUCGCCUUCAGCGCCUCCAUCCCAGCGACCCCCGAAAAACCUACCGUCUACCUGAUCCGUCAUGGCGAGAAGCCCCCGGACCCCAGCGACAGCGGCCUCAACUCGGAUGGCUUCAAGCGCGCAGAAUGCCUCCGUUCUGUCUUCGGCGUCGAUUCGCCGUAUGAUAUUGGAUAUAUAAUGGCGCCGCACAUCAACUCUCUCGGCCAACAUCGACGCUCCUACGAAACCGUCCUCCCCCUCGCAACCGACCUCUCUCUACCGAUCGACACCUCCUGUAAGCGCAACGACGUCAAGUGUGUGGCCCGAAAGAUCCGCCACUACCGAGGGCCGGGGAAUAUCUUGAUUUCGUGGCGGCAUGGGAAGAUGGCCGAAAUUGUGCGCGCCUUGGGCUCGGAUGAUCCACCCGUUUAUCCUGAGGAGCGGUUUGAUUUGAUCUGGACGAUCCCUUGGCCUUUUGAUAACAUCACGUUGGUUGGUAGCGAGGGAUGUGUUGGGUUGGAUGAUGGAGUGUCCGUCUCUGAAACUCCGGAGGUGAAUGGAUUAGUGGUGCAAGGAUAG